This is a messenger RNA of Cynoglossus semilaevis (tongue sole), 3046 nucleotides long. It is a transcript of the gene aldh1l1, whose product is annotated as aldehyde dehydrogenase 1 family, member L1. Gene Ontology annotation, biological process: one-carbon metabolic process; biosynthetic process; 10-formyltetrahydrofolate catabolic process. Gene Ontology annotation, cellular component: cytoplasm. Bases 30 to 2726 code for a protein of 898 amino acids. The transcript is spliced from 22 exons. NCBI's taxonomy places the organism in Eukaryota, Metazoa, Chordata, Actinopteri, Pleuronectiformes, Cynoglossidae. The record is from RefSeq and is a predicted model, not a curated record. Gene Ontology annotation, molecular function: oxidoreductase activity, acting on the aldehyde or oxo group of donors, NAD or NADP as acceptor; formyltetrahydrofolate dehydrogenase activity.
AGCAUAACCACACACAGGACAAAGUCACAAUGAAGAUUGCCGUGAUUGGUCAGAGCCUGUUUGGCCAGGAGGUCUACAAGGCACUGAAGAACGAUGGCCACACCCUGGUUGGAGUGUUCACUAUCCCUGACAAGGAUGGCAAGGCUGACCCGCUGGCCACCGAGGCAGAAAAGGACGGAGUUGCUGUUUUUAAGUUCCCCCGCUGGCGUGUGAAGGGUCAGGUCAUUCCAGAGGUUGUUGACCAGUACAAGGCCACAGGAGCUGAGCUCAAUGUCCUCGCAUUUUGCUCCCAGUAUAUCCCCAUGGAGGUCAUUGACCACCCCAAACAUGGCUCCAUUAUCUACCACCCCUCUAUUUUGCCUCGACACAGGGGUGCUUCUGCCAUCAACUGGACCUUGAUUCAUGGUGACAAAAAGGGUGGCUUCACUGUGUUCUGGGCUGAUGAUGGACUCGACACUGGACCAAUUCUGCUACAGAGGGAGUGUGAUGUUGAACCCAAUGACACUGUCAACACCAUUUACAAGAGAUUCCUCUUUCCAGAAGGAAUCAAAGGCACAGUGGAGGCAGUGAGACUUAUUGCAGAGGGAAAAGCUCCAAGGAUCAUACAGCCACAAGAGGGAGCCACAUAUGAGUGCAUCCAGAAAAAAGAAAAUGCCAAGAUUGAUUGGAACCAGAGUGCUGAGGCUCUUCACAACUGGAUCAGAGGAAAUGACAAAGUGCCUGGUGCCUGGACAGAGAUCGAUGGACAGAAAGUCACCUUCUUCGGUUCCUCCCUGCUGGAUUCAGGUGUUACAGGCAAGGGUCAGCCGCUGGAGAUCCCAGGGGCCAGUCAACCUGGCAUCGUCACAAAGUCUGGGCUGGUGCUGUUUGGCAAUGACAGCAAGACACUACUGGUAAAAAAUAUGCAAUUUGAGGAUGGGAAGAUGAUUGCUGCUGGACAGUACUUCAGCUCAGGAAGUAGUGCUACUGUGGAACUGACUGAAGAGGAGAAGACCUUUGCUGCACAUAUGAAGACAGUGUGGCAUGGUAUUCUUACUAAUUUGGAUAGUAUUGGGGACUCCACUGAUUUCUUUAAGUCUGGUGCUUCUUCAAUGGAUGUGGUCAGGCUGGUGGAGGAGGUGAAGGGCCGGGUCAGUACCUGCCAGCUGCAAAACGAGGACAUCUACAUGAACACCACCUUCCACGAUUUCAUCCAGAUGUGUGUCAGAAAGCUCAGAGGGGAGGAUGGGGAGGAGGAGCUGAUAGUGGACUAUGUGGAGAAGGAAGUCAACAACAUGACGAUAAAAAUGCCUCAUCAGCUUUUCAUCAAUGGGGAGUUUGUUAAUUCAGAGGGAGAAAAGACUUACCAGACCAUUAACCCGACUGAUGGCACGGCCAUCUGUGAAGUUUCUUUGGCCCAGGUUAGUGAUGUUGACAAGGCAGUGGCUGCAGCCAAAGAGGCCUUUGAAGAAGGAGAGUGGGGCAAAAUGAAUCCAAGAGACAGAGGGAGACUUAUGUACAAUCUUGCUGAAUUGAUGGAGCAGCACCAGGAGGAGCUCGCUACCAUUGAAGCCAUUGACUCUGGUGCUGUUUACACACUGGCUCUCAAGACCCACGUGGGCAUGUCCAUUCAGACCUUCCGCUACUUUGCUGGCUGGUGUGACAAGAUCCAAGGGAGUACCAUUCCUAUCAACCAGGCCAGGCCUAAUCGUAACCUUACUUUCACCAAGAAAGAGCCAAUUGGUGUGUGUGCCAUCGUGAUACCAUGGAACUACCCACUGAUGAUGCUGGCCUGGAAGACUGCAGCCUGUUUGGCAGCAGGAAACACAGUGGUCCUUAAGCCAGCUCAGGUGACGCCACUGACAUCUCUUAAGUUUGCUGAGUUGGCAGCAAGAGCUGGAAUCCCCAAGGGUGUCAUUAAUAUUUUGCCUGGAUCAGGAACUGUCGUGGGUCAGCGUCUGUCUGACCACCCUGAUGUCCGCAAAUUGGGCUUUACAGGUUCCACUGAGAUUGGUAAACAUAUAAUGAAGAGCUGUGCAGUGAGUAAUGUGAAGAAAGUCUCUCUGGAACUGGGAGGAAAAUCCCCCUUAAUCAUCUUCAGUGACUGUGACUUGGAUAAGGCUGUCCGUAUGGGCAUGAGCUCAGUGUUCUUCAAUAAGGGAGAAAACUGUAUCGCAGCCGGAAGACUGUUUGUUGAAGACACCAUUCAUGACCAGUUUGUAGGGGAGGUGAAAAAGAUGAAGGUCGGUGACCCCUUUGACCGCUCCACUGACCAUGGACCACAGAACCACAGAGCACACAUGAAUAAACUGGUGGAGUACUGUCAAAAAGGUAUCAAGGAGGGAGCCACCCUGAUCUGUGGAGGCAAACAAGUGGAGCGCCCAGGUUUCUUCUUUGAACCGACAGUGUUCACCGACGUGCAGGAUCACAUGUAUAUCGCUAAGGAGGAGUCCUUUGGUCCUGUAAUGAUCAUUUCCAAGUUCAAGAGCAAUGGAGUGGACGAUGUCCUGAGACGAGCCAAUGCUACAGAGUAUGGCCUGGCGUCAGGAGUUUUUACGCAGGACAUCAGCAAAGCUCUUUACGUCAGUGAACGGCUCAAUGCUGGCACCGUGUUUGUCAACACCUACAACAAGACUGAUGUGGCGUCACCUUUUGGAGGCUUUAAACAGUCUGGAUUUGGCAAAGACCUGGGACAAGAGGCUCUGAAUGAAUAUCUUAAGACAAAGGCAGUGACAAUAGAGUACUAAGAAGACGUUACGUUCCUCAGUACAGUGAUUUAUGUGGGGGCGUUGACACAGAGGAUUUCUUGAGGAGACCUUGUCAUGUGUGCAGUGAUGGACUAAUGAUUUGUGUAAUACUUCAAGUCAUGUUCCCUCAACUGACAUAUUGGUUCAAAUAACUUGUUUACCAUGUCAAACUACUGUAGUACUCACUCAAGAGCUGCUGUAAAAUGGGUAAUAUAUGUUGUUGUGUGUAAAAUGGCAAAAACACACUGAACUGAAACACACUGGGUGAGUGUUUUUUUAGAAAUGUAACAUUUCUAAUAAAACUAGCUUUUUAAUGAAAA